Messenger RNA from Pistacia vera, 1900 nucleotides. Its product is annotated as protein disulfide-isomerase-like. Bases 68 to 1585 code for a protein of 505 amino acids. The transcript is spliced from 11 exons. Gene Ontology annotation, molecular function: protein disulfide isomerase activity. The record is from RefSeq and is a predicted model, not a curated record. Gene Ontology annotation, biological process: protein folding; response to endoplasmic reticulum stress. Gene Ontology annotation, cellular component: endoplasmic reticulum. Lineage: Eukaryota; Viridiplantae; Streptophyta; Magnoliopsida; Sapindales; Anacardiaceae.
UUACUCUCCUCACUUGAAUAAAAGAAAAGUGUAUCUGAAGAUAUUUUUCAGAAAAAUAGCUGUGAUAAUGGCGAUCAAAUGGUUGAUAUUUCCUCUGGUGGUGGUGAUCGCCUGUGGACUCACGCCGGUCUUUGCUGAAGAGAGUAAGAGCACCGAAUCCAAGGAGUUCGUCGUAACUUUGGAUCACUCCAACUUCGAUGACACUGUCGGUAAACACAAGUUCAUCGUCGUUGAAUUCUACGCGCCUUGGUGUGGCCACUGUAAAAGUCUUGCUCCAGAGUAUGAGAAAGCUGCAUCUAUUUUGAGUAGUCAUGAUCCGCCUAUUGUUCUUGCCAAAGUUGAUGCUAAUGAGGAAGCAAACAAAGAUCUCGCAACCAAAUUUGAGAUUAAGGGGUUCCCCACACUUAAGAUUUUGAGGGAUGGAGGGAAGUCAGUUCAAGAAUACAAAGGACCCCGGGAUGCUGAGGGUAUUGUUGCAUAUUUAAAGAAACAGAGCGGUCCUGCUUCAACUGAAAUAAAGACUACAGAAGAUGCUAGUGGUUUUAUUGAUGAGAAGAAGAUAGUUGUUGUUGGCGUUUUCCCGAAAUUAUCUGGAGAGGAGUUUGAGAACUUCAUGGCUGUUGCUGAGAAAUUGCGAUCAGAUUACGAAUUUGGUCAUACACAAAAUGCCAAACUCCUUCCACGUGGGGAGUCAUCAGUGACCGGGCCUGCAGUAAGGUUGUUCAAGCCUUUUGAUGAACUAUUUGUUGACUCUAAGGAUUUUAAGGUGGAUGCUCUUGAGAAGUUUGUUGAAGAAUCUAGCAUUCCCCUUGUGACUCUGUUUAGCAGUGACCCAAGCUUGCACCCUUUCGUCAUAAAAUUCUUUAACAGUCCGAAUGCAAAGGCAAUGUUGUUUAUGAACUUCAACAGCGAAGGUGCUGAUUCUUUCAAAUCGAAAUAUCGUGAAGUUGCUGAUCAAUACAAAGGACAGGGCAUCAGUUUUCUGAUGGGAGAUCUUGACGCUAGUCAAGGUGCCUUCCAGUACUUUGGACUCAAAGAAAGCCAAGUGCCUCUCAUCAUUAUACAGACAACUGAUGGGCAGAAGUAUUUGAAACCUAAUUUGGAGGCUGAUCAGAUUGCUCCUUGGAUGAAGGAAUACAAGGAAGGUAAAAUCCAACCAUUCAAAAAAUCUGAGCCUAUCCCUGAAGAGAACAAUGAGCCUGUGAAGGUGGUUGUUGCUGAAAGCUUUCAGGAUAUGGUUUUCAAGUCUGGAAAAAAUGUUCUGCUAGAGUUUUAUGCUCCUUGGUGUGGACAUUGCAAAAAAUUGGCUCCAAUCUUGGAUGAAGUUGCGGUCUCUUAUCAAAAUGAUGCCGAUGUUGUUAUUGCAAAAUUUGAUGCAACUGCAAAUGAUAUCCCUGGCGACACUUUUGAUGUUCAAGGUUUCCCAAGCGUGUACUUCAGGUCAGCUAGUGGAAAGAUAGUAGCUUAUGAGGGGGAUAGGACCAAGGAAGACAUUAUCAAAUUCAUUGAGAAGAACAGGGAUAAAUCUGUUCAAGAUGUUGAAGAAUCUGUUAAAGAUGAAUCAUCUGCAAAAGAUGAACUCUAAAGAAGGAAUGGCAGCUUCUCUCUGUAGAGAGUAUACAGACAUGCGCAUGUUGUAUUGUGCUUGGCGGCUGUUAUACCAAACAAUAAUAUCAACAACAAAAACAAAGAAGCCUGAUGUCCUUCCUCUCAGUUUCUUUUUAGGUUUGCCGUUUGCAUGAAUAAAUAGGAGGCAUUUUCGGCAGUUUUAGCAGGUAUUUACUUUUUGGAAUAGCAUAGUUGUAACAGUGUUUGGCGUAAGGAACAAGAUAGUAAGUUAAUUAUGUAGAAGAGAUAUUUUUAAUUUAAUGUCGGUGGUUUGGCAUAUUUCUAUAGUUUA